CAUUAAAUAGGUUUAAUGACGUUUUGAAUUUACAAUUAUAUUGAGUACUCAUUAUAUGUGAUGUUCUAAAUUCAAAUCUACUUUGCCGCUCAAGCGAAUAAAAUAGAAUUUUCCAGCCAGAUUUCGAAGCGCAAAAUUACACUUUCCGAGGUGGUGGGAUGAAAAAUAUAUUAUGACUAAUUGAGAACCUCCUACUUUUGGAAGUCAGUUUAAAAGAGACAAGUAGCCCAAAACCACAAACAUUUGAUGUUGCUAUUGCAACAUAAGCUACAAUCAUAAACAAAAACAUACCAAUAAGUAAAAAAUAUCUGAGCAGUUUUGGAUUUUUUGGUAUAAUCGAAAUCCAAAUUUUGAUUAGCGUCAUUAAUUAACUACAAUUAAGAAAAUUUCAUAAGCUUCAAAAUUAUGUUUUAAACUUCAAAAUUAAGUCUAGGGCCAAUACCAACAGCUUACAUAUCGCAGAAUUCUCUACUCAGACUCAAAAUUUAUUUUUGUUAUAUUUUUAGGCAAAGUUUAAUAUUGCUCUAAAAUUGUGUACGAUGGCAGCACAUAAUGCGUGCUACUACAAAUGAAUAAGUGUAAUCUCGAAGGGCGAAUCACAGAAGUAUAAUUUAAUGUUAUUAAUGUUUUUGUUAAGUUCGUAGCGUUGAGUGGGUAUGCAUGUCUGGAUUAGAUCCCAGCUAUCGGCAGAGGCUCGAGCUGUAAGCGGCGGCACGGCGGCGGCGGCGGCCGGGCUCCGUCUGCCAUCCACAGAUCGAUAAUAAACCUCGUCACGAAGCAACAGAAGAAGUACACAGCUCUAUAUCGUUUAGCUUAUAACGUAGUCUUUUAAUAACUUUUUGCAUGAUAGUUAAACCAUAUACGUUAUAUAGCUUACCUAUAUUAUGUGUAAAAACAGGACGUUUUCUAAAUAAUCACGAGAUCUCUAAAACGAGGUGACUUAAGAAGCUCUGGUGGUCGAAUCAUAGGAAGCAGUGAACAGCAAUGGAGGGCGGCGGCGGCGUGGGCAGCGUGGCGUCGCUCACGAUGGACUGCGAGGACAUGUUCAAAGAGAUCACCAAAAAGCUGUACGGCGAGGAGGCGGUGGGAGUGGGCGGCGUGGUCGGCGUGGGCGGCGUGGUCGGCGUGGAGUUCCCCGCCGCCGAGCGCGACCUGGACGAUGACCUCCGCCCCGAGGAGCACAUCACGGCCUGGGGACUCGCCGCGCUCAUGCAGAACGGGUUCCCACCCCCCGGGAUUUUACAGGCGAACUUCACGCCGCGCAUAGACACGAGCGCGGAGGACCGCUGGUCGGCGGCGGAGGAGCCGCUGGCGUGGGCACACUCUCGCGUGGCCGCGUACAACCCCGCGCAGCGCCUCUUCAAGUGCGCCGACUGCGAGUGCGUCGGCUUCCUGGCGCGCAUCGCGGAGCACUGGCUCGGCACGCACUCGCAGGCGCGUGCGUUCCAAUGCCCCGUAGCAGGGUGCGGGUUCGCGUCGGGAUGGGCGCGCGGGGUGCGGGGACACCUGGCGCGCGACCACCACUCCGACCCCGCCGCCGCCGACCAUCUGCUGCGCGACAACCCCGCGCUCGACGACCUCACGCGCUACCUGCAGCGGCUCAAGAACAAGGUCGAAGCCCGGAACGAGAGGCGGAACAACGGGGGCGGUGCCGGUGGCGGGGGCGCGGAGGCGGCGGCGCCGGCGCCGGUGGAGGCGGGGGAGGCGGGCAAGCGGUACGCGUGCGCCUCCUGCCCCUACGCCACCGACCGCCGCGACCUCUUCACGCGCCACGAGAACAUCCACCGCGACGAGAAGCCCUUCCACUGCUACCUCUGCCAGAAGCAGUUCAACCGCGCCGACCACGUCAAGAAGCACUUCCUGCGCAUGCACCGCGACCAGCCGUACGACUUGAACCGCAUCCGGCGCUCGCCGGCGAAGCCCCCGCCGGCAGCGGCGGCGCCGGCGCCCGCGCUGCACUACUACAGCAAGCCGCCGGCGGAGCCGCCGCCCCCCACGCUGGAGUUCCGGCCGGCGCCCGCCCCCGCCCCGGCCCCGGCCCCGGCCCCGGCGCCCGCCCCCGCCCCGGCCCCGGCCCCCGCGCCCGCUCCGCCCAUCAAGCUGGAGCGCGCGCCGGUCAGCAAGGUGGAGCCGGCGCCGCCCCCGCAGCCGCACCACAAGCAGCCCGCCACGCAUCAAGCCCCCGCCCAAGCACCGGUUCGACGAAAGGGCGAGCGUCGGUACGCGUGCUGCUACUGCACGUGGUCGGGCGUGGACAACUGGUGCCUGAAGCGUCACCUCAACACGCACCUGAAGCCGUUCGCGUGCGCGCUCUGCGAGUACAAGGCGGCGCGCGCCGAGAGACUCGCCACGCACGUGCACAAGGUGCACAACAAGAAGGCCUGCGCCAAGUGCCCCUUCCUGGCCGACGACCAGGCGCAGCUCGCGCUGCAUCUCCGCGAUGCACAGUCAGUACUCUGCACCACUGUUACGUUAUAAUACGUGCCAAACUUCUUGAGCGACGACAGCAGAAAAGGAAGCCUGUUCAGUAGCAAUUUCACAUGCUGAAACGUCUCCUGCGCAAGUAUAUUUCUUUGUGGUUUUGCUCAACAAGUUUGCCGCUGCGGUAUACCCACAGACCACCUGUCUAUUCCGUUUUAUAGAUAUCUUAGAGAAUAACCUCAUCCACCUGAUAAUAUGUAUGGACAAAGAUCAAUUCAUCAUCAUCAUCAGCCUAUUAAUGUCCCCACUGCUGGGGCACAGGCCUUCCCUAUGGAUGGAAUAGGGAGAUUGGGCCGUGACCCACCACGCGGGCCCAGUGCGGAUUGGUGGGCGCUAACGACUGCAGAUGCAGCCGGGACCAACGGCUUAACGUGCUUUCCGAAGCACGGAGGAGCUCGAGAUAGUAAAUUUUUGGUCACCCAUCCAAUGACCGACCACUGCGAAAGUUGCUUAACUUCAACGAACGCAGCCGAACGCGCUAACCACUUGCGCCAUCGAGCUCCUAUAUAUAUAGAUAUAUAUAUAAAGAUUACUUACAGAGACAAAUUUAAUGCGUCCAGCUCUUCUUCAAUAAACUAUCGAAAUCAUUUUCUAAAUAUCUAAAUACUGCGUAAUACUUAAAUUUUCAUUUCCGGAUGUGAAUGAGUAUUCAUUCAACAUUAUCAUCCUAUUAAUACCCGACUGCUGGAGCCGCACAGGUCUUCCUUAUGGGUGGAAUAAGAGGAUCGAGCUAUGAUCUACCGCGUAGCCUAGGACGGAUCGGUCGGUGUUAACGACUGCAGAUGCAGCCGGGACCGACAGUUUAACGUGCUUUCCGGAACAGAGAGGAAAUUUGAGUUAAUACAUUUUUGGUCACUUAUUAGAGGAUUGUGGAGCGACUAUUGCGGCAGCUGCAUAACUUUCACUAUGACGCAUGCCGAACGAGCAUUAUCAUUUACAGAUUUCUAAGGUGAGGCCAGAUUGCAAACUGUGUCAACGGGCUAUCACGCUCGUACAAAAACAGUUAUCACACGUAGGGAAUGAUAUCUCGAAGUGGGAAAACGUAGGUGUUCCAGGAGGAGGAUGAUGGCCUACCUUAUGCGGUAGUAAUUUUUAAUGAUUGAUGCGUUUCGAUCUGCAGUCACAUCGAGAGCCGCAACCUGAAGGUGCCUACUACGGGCGUGACGCGCGUCGCCGGCAACACGUUCACGGCGGGCCCCAGCGGGGACGCCGGCGUCGGCGCGGCGGGGGCGGGGGUGGGGGUGGGCGUGGGCGCGGGGGUGGGCUCGGUGACGGCCGGCGGGGGAGGGGCCGGGGAGGGGUCCGGCGCGGGGGGGAGGCGGAGGGAGGGGCGCGCGGCGGGGGCGGCGCGGCUGUUCGGAUACCUGGAAGCAUCGGACGGGUCGGGCGACGAGUACGAGGCGGCGCUGGGCGGGGAGUUCGCGCCGCCCGCCCCCGCGCCCGCGUCGGCGCCGCAGCACUACCGCGACAAGGAGAACGCCGCGCCCAUGCACCACGCCGUGCACCACGACCACUGCCUGCGGUACUGAGGGGGCCCCGGGGCUCGCGGUCCUGUACCACUGCCAGGGAAGGAAAACGGUCGCGGAGACGUGCUCUGGUGUUAUGUACGAUUGUAUCGACCGAAGCUGCUCGGGUCGAAGCCGGAAUACAUUGGAAAUCGGUCGAAUUUCAUUCUGGAUUUCUGAAAACUAUCGUGCGAGGUGGCUUCGUUUGUUCGCUUCUUCCUUGUUUCUCCGUUGAUAAGAUUUGUCGUCCGCCAUCGGAAGCUCGCGGACGCGAAGAACAUGUUGAAGAUUGAGAGGAGAACUUUUUGUUUUUAUUAAAUUGAACAUAGCUUAAGUUGUUCGACAACUUCUGUACAAAUUGUUAUAAGUCGUGAAAAGAAAUAUAUUACUAUGAUGAUUCGAGCGUUUCGUUUCAUUUCCCUCCGAAUCAUCGUCGAGCCGGGUGAUAAAUAAAAGUCUCCCGCAUCGGUAAUACUGGUUUAUUGAGUGCGCGUUUACAGGUAUUUCGAGUCAUUCGAUGCGUCGAAUCGGCGUUCGGCGCCGGCUCGAAGCGCAUCAUCAUCGCAUACAUCGUCAUAUCACACGAGCGGGCGAGGGCGCGGCCCCGCUUCAAAACGUCUACAAAAAUAUUCACAUCUGCGCCGCCGCCCCGCGCAUACAAAAAUAAACAUUAUGUAUAUAGGGUCGGGUACAAAACGAUACACUCUUAAGGACUAGGUGGCCGGGCGCGCGGACGUUAGCAGGGCGGGUCGGAGCGCGCGGGGGUGGGCGGGGCGGGCGGGGCGGCGCGGGGGUGCGGCGUGGGGCGGCGCAGCAGGGCGGGCUUGGCGGCCAGCGCGGGCUUGAGCGACCCGCCCGUCAGCGUGAGGUCGGCGAACUUGGCCGCCACGCGCGCCGUGUUGCGCGCCGGCACGGGGCUGCCCGUGCCCGUGUCGCUGCCCGCCUCGCUGCCCGUCUCGCUCCCGGAGCCGGCCUCGUGCGGGGCGACCGUCGCGUCACCAUCCGACGCGGCGAUACUGUCUCCCUCCGGUUUAGCGUCCUCCGGACCGGGUGUUCGCCUGUUCAGAUAAAACUAGCGAUGAAGCUCCAAAACCUUGGACGAGACAGAAAUUCUACAAUAUUCAUCCACGUGAAACGACCUGAAUAAACUAUAUGUAAAAAUGAAAUUGACGCGUUCAACAUUAAAGUCCUUUCAGAAACAGGAAUAGGUCAUAGAUCACGACAUGAUCGGUGAUUUAGUGUACUUUAACCAAUACUAAAAUUUAGUCCGACUCUAAGACCGCAAUAAAUCACUGUAUCAUGUCAGGUUGUGGUGCAAAUGCACGAGGGUCGAACUCCACACGACGGGAUCUACAAAAAUCGAAAUAAAUAAUAUUUGAAUUAAAAAAAAAUACAAAAAUGUUUCAGUAUCUAAACUAUCAGUUACAAUUUUAAGACGACUAUAUCUUUAUCAGAUCAGUGCUGUGACCUUAUGUUGCAGCGUUGAAUGAGUAGUGACCAUUUUGGUUAUAAUAAUUUUGUAUGCCUAUGUAUAUAAUAAUAUUCUAUAACCACUAUAAUCUACUUUUGUUAUAACCAAUAAACUUGUUUGAUUUGAUUGUUAUUAUGCCGGCACUUGACUAUUCGUGUUUGCUAUUUGUAAACACGACUUCAGUCUGUCCUUUUCAUUCCUUGUAGAACAUGAUAAGAACAAACCGAUAUCAUGUUUACAAAUAGCAAACACGAAUAGCCAAGUGAAGUACAGACAUUUAGUAUCAAAUUUGUGUUGAAUAAAACAGACAACUGACCUGCUAGCAGGUCGUUUCUUGAGCGUGUCCCGAUUAUGAAGGAAAGUGUCGGCGGAGUCUGAUGCGGCGUCCGCAGUCACAGGGGCGGGUGAAGGGGUGGGGUCGGGCGCGGGGUCGGACGCAGGGUCGGACUCGGGCGCGAGGGCGGGGUCAGGGUCGGGGGCGGGGCCCGGGCCGGUCGCGGCGCGCGCGGGCAGGUCCAGCACCAGGUCCGGAGUGCUCUCCGCUAGCCGCCUGCUGCGGACCAACCAGGUUAUCGACGAUCGACAAACACUCAUAAGCUGGGCUGUUGACAUAGCAAGCCCCGUGCGGACAACACGCUAUACCUAUGAUCUGUUUGGUAGCAUUGAGAUGAUUAUUUCUAAUACAAUAAUUAUAUGAUGUAUGGCGUUCCAUGAAACGAAAGAGAAUUUUUACACACUCUCCGCUUUUUAAAGGCGCUUGUUAUAUCAAUUCCCUUUUAGGGGCACGUAAAACAUUCCAUUUAAGGACGGGUAAUAGAGAGACAACAUUGAAACUGCGAUUUUAGUCCUACUGUUACUAAAAUGACAUUUAUUGGGUAAGAUGGUAGGUGAUUACAAAAAAUCCCCAUACUCGUCUUGAAGCGAGAAUUACAAGUGGAUAUGAAUGGAUAUACCUGGAAACUUGUACUGGCGAAGGUUACCACUGUUAAUUGCUUGGGUAUGAUUUUUACAAAUAUGGCAUCGUAGAAGUGUUGAACUGUAUUCCCAUCGAAGUAAAGGUUGUGGUCAACGUAUUCAAUAAUAUGUCGUCUAGAAUUACAACUAAGAUGAUGAUAUUAGAAAAAUAUUUCCUUUGACAAGUGUAGCGUGAGAGUCCCACAAAUUAAUGUAAAAUGAAAAGAGAAUAAUUAAUUUCGCAAUUUAAUUAAACUAGUAAAAAAUGGUAAACGGUUAUGGGAGGAGCACACUCGGUAUGAAUGCUGGGCAAUGUGAAUUAAAAUAAACUACAAACGAUUGCACAUACUAAACCGGGUAAUAAGCAUAGAUUAAAACAAAAAGGGCAAAUACGGCACUAGCCUCACAAAAGUGAUCCGCACAAAUUGUAAUUGUGGUCCACGACCCUAAUCGAGUCACAACUUGACAUGCAAACGACGUACAUGUGAACGCCAAAAAGAAAUAUUGAUAAUAUUUUGUGUUUAUAUGAUAAAACAAUGCCUAAGUAUGUUUUUAAAUAAAAAGUGCUCAAAUUGCUCAAAAACUAAAAAUAAAACCCACGGUAUCACUUUUCAUUCGUAAGUACUAUAAAAUAUAUUUUUUCAUAAAAAUUGCUGUUUGUUUUGAAUCUUAUUCGGUAGUGCCGUCGCGUACUGGUCGCGUGAUUGGUCGGUAGUGCAGUGACGCGGAUCGCCCCGUCUCGUUCGCGCUGCCGUUGAAACUUAACGUGCUGUUUCGUUCGGGUCGGUAAUGCAGUGACGCGGAUCUCGCCGUCCCUUUCGCGCUGCCGUGGGAUCAGUUUUUGUUUGAUGCAAGUAUGAGCGUACCGUAUCUACCCUUUUUGUUUUAAUCUAAGGCAAUAAGUUAACUAAUGACCGCGCGCUAUAAUUCGGGUCGAAUGCACUGUAGGUCGCAGAACAAGCACACCGGAUGUGAUGGUAUAAGGAUAGCAAUAGUUACCUGCAGUGCGGCGUAGAGACGGGGGGCAGGUCUGCUUGGGGCGCGGCCGCGGGCGCGGGCUCGGCCGGCUCCUGCGGACCACACACGGCUACUGUACAGUACACUACCCAACCGCACGCCGCAUCACUCCCAUCCCCUCCCCUCCCCUCCACCCAUCUACCCCAACUCUAACCCUGCAAGCAACCUCCCUCCCCCAGGGUCGUGCCCAGAGUUGUAUUUAAGACUAGCGGCCCGCCCUCGCUUCGCUUCGGUGUAGAGCUGAAGUGUAGACUACAGUUUUUGUUCUAAGGCUUGUAUUAUACACAAUGAAAUUCAUCUAUGAUUCUUCUUAUACCUGCAUGCAAAGUCUCAGCCCGAUCGGUUUAAAAUUGGCGAAGUUUCAUACAAACUUUCAUUCCCUAUUUUAUCCCCUUGGGGGUAGAAUUGAUCAAAAUCCUUCCUCAGCGGAUGCCUACGUCAUAACAUCUACCUGCAUGCCAAAUUUCAGCCCGAUCAGUCCAGUAGUUUGGACUAUGCGUUGAUACAUCACUAUGUCAGUCACUCACCUUUGAGUUUUAUAUAUAUAGAAAAAUAGGCCUUUCACAAGCUGCCGCCUCGUUUAAGCUAAGCCAUUGCACCACAAUCCCCCGCCUCUAGCUACAACCCUGUCCCUGCCUCGGUACUUGUAAUCUUUAAUGUCCUAAACAUGAUGUAUGCUCAUAAAUCGAAAUUCGAUCUUGUAAACUGGUCCUGAAUAAACAUUUAUUAUAAUUAUGUAACUACAAAAUAAGCUAUAUUAAUAACUAGUGGCCCGCCGUCGCUUUGUUUCGGUGUAGCAGGGGACCUCUAGUUGUGACAUAACUGUAAUAGAUAGACAUAUGGUAUCGCGGAUUUUUUUGUAGAUAUUGUUAUCCUCUAUAAAACUUUAGUACAUCACUUUGCUCUAUUAUCAAUGACUUCUACAGCGUACGCGAUAUAAUGCUAUUUUUUGGUAUAUUUUACACAAGUUAGGUUACAUUAUCGAAGUUUUCAUACGGAACCCUAACUUUUUUAAAAAUACGAUAUAGCCUAUAUUAAUCAGUGAUAAUGUAGCAACAAAUGGUGAAAGAAUUUUUAAAAUCGGUCCAGUACUUUUUGAGCCAAUUCGUUACAAACAUGCUUACAUACAAACUUUUCCUCUUUAUAAUAUUAGUAUAGAUAAUUUAGAAAUAAUCAUGAUACAACAUUGACGGAUAUAAACAAGUAGUCGAAGUGCAUCAAAAAACGUGAAUGGCGCUGGGAUAUAUAAAUACAAUUAUAGAGAUAACAUUAACACAUUUGUUCGAUUUAAACAUUAUAUCGUGACAGUAAGAUUCAAUUUUAAUUGUACACGAGAGAGAAAGAGUUUGAUUACGGUACGAGAGAGACCCACGAUCACGUGACGCGCGGGGCGUUGGGCGACCACCAAAUCAGGUAUUUUAUUGUAGCUAUUUAACAAAAUUAUGUAAUUAUCUUGGCAGCAUAAAUAAUUACAUAAUUUUGUUAGUGAAAGAGAUACUUACCCGAAUUACAAAACACCACCUUUUUAGGUGUAGAUCUGGUGACAUUUGCACAGUUUUUAACCGAACACUUUCUCAUUGCUUGGCGUUGUAAUCAAAACGCGGUCGAAACACGACUGUUUGAAAAUUACGCACAAGAAACACGUGCGCAUAAUUUUUCUACCGAUGCGUUUUGAGCGUAUUGUGAGUCUACUUAUUUUAAUACAUCAAUGUGAUGCAAGUACAAAUAUUUGUUCUCAUCGCACAAACUAAUGCCUAUUCUAGGAAUCGAACCUAGAGCUGAGAAGGCAGGAUAGCUGCUGUUUCAUCAACAUCAAUGUAAAAUUAGCUUGAUGAAUUAGAAUACCAUUUCAUUUAUUGAUUGGGUUAGAGACAACUUUCGGUCCCCCGUUUAAGAAACACAGGUUUGCUCAUGGAGUAGGGGUGAUAUUUACUAUUGUAAAAGUUAAUAUUGGAGAACAAGUGCAGACACAAAACAUUUGUAUAUAACACAUAGCAUUAAAAAUACAUUAAAUUGCAAACUACGACCAUACUAUUGGCACAAAAAAACAUGUUUUUGACAAAAGAACUAUAAAGGUCGAUAUUUCGGUCAGCAAGUGAUCAUUAGUAGUAAGAAAUUCAUAAUUUUCUUUUGGUUUCUGGUAUGGGGACCACUUAAUUUCAAUCGAACGGAUAAGUGAAAACCAGUUCGUGGAGCCAAUUUUUAAAACACAAUUGCUUAAAAAAUAUUAUAUAAAACUGUUUCACAUAAGUGGUCUGCCAUUGGUUGAAAUAAAGAUGUCAAUACGGACAGAGUAAGAAAAGAUUGUCUUUACGCGUUACUAACUCUUCCUCAUUAUAAUAAAUUGUUAUUCAAAUCAGUUUUUGUCUAGACCAAACCAAUGUCCAAUGCAGAUUAAUGAUGAGUAGUUCCAAAAUAUGUAUUUCAAAAACUAACACAGAUUGAUUAGGGGUGCUAUUAAUUAGAUGUUCUUGAUUGUAAUUUCUCAUUUUUUUUUAUUUUUGUUGAAGUGUCUCAAAACAUGCACCCAACACCAACUUCAUAUCGCGUCUAUUCACACACAGACACACACACACAAACACACACGCACGCAUACAUAUUUACAUAAAUAUAAAACAGAAGCGUAAAUUAAAACAAAAACAUGCAUAUUGUGAAACAAGUUUAUUGUUCAUUAUCACAUAACAAGCGUCACGGGCAGCGGACAGCGCCGGGCGCGGAGUUAGUAUAUCUCAGUCUUUGAUAAGGCAGUGUCUUCACGGAAGCAGAGCGUCUACCACGCACUCGACAUUAUAUAGUUACUUACAAAUAUAUUUUAAAUAAAAUAUUAUUAUUUUGUCUAUCGUCGAAGGAAAUUAUUAUACAUACUAUAAUAUGAAUACUAUUUCCAUUGUCUGCACAUCGAUAAUAUAAAAAAUCGAUGCAUCUCCACUUAACGAUUAUAAAGAAGUCUUUAUUUUGAAAUUUUACUAUUAAUAAAUUAUUGGUAUUCUUACAAUACAUAUAUUAUGUUCGUUUACAUGGAAAGCGGCGCCAAGCAUCAAUAUAUUGCCAAAACACCGUCACCUUAUUAAUAUAGAAUCUCAGUCUCAGGCAAGAUAUGUCAUUAUGUAUAAUAUACAAUCAUCAAUUCGAUGUAUUUAAUCGAUCAUUAGAAUAGAAUCGAGAGAACAGCUUAAAUGGCUGGGAACGACCGUCGUUUACACAGCAAUAAUACAAAUUAAAUGUUUAAUGAGUCAAAGGUCGCGCACACCGAGCGUUCGCAAGCUGAAUAACUAUGUAUAAAAAUAAAUACCGACAGCGCCCUCUCUUCGCCCGUAUUCAAUAUUUUCGAUGAUUUCGAAACGAUGAACGAUGAAACAAAACUUUAUUAUUGACAAGUGUUUAGACUUACAGGAAUUCAGGUCUUUUUAUACAGUUUCAAAAACAUCGAAUUUUUCGAUUUGAUUUGAUUACAUUACGUGUUACAAGUGAGUGCAGGACCUCCUGUUACAGGCAUCUUGAACGCUUACUUACAUGAUUUUUAAUAAUGAUGCUCAAUGAUUUAAAAUGAAACAUUAUCUUAAUUUCUAGGCUUCGAACAGGGACGUAGAGAGUGGGCCCCCAGCAAGCGCGCAGGCAGUCAUAUUGACACUACAAGCCACUACACAACAUCUUUCAUCAUCAACUUCACAGCUAAUCUUAUCUAAACAUGCCAUUGUGUAAAUAUUUCCAAUAUACAACAUACACGAAUAGCACCGUUCAUAAUUUAAAGCUUCUUUGAUUUCGUAUCGAACAACACGACUUGGAAAACGUACAAAAAAGCGUGCAUCGAACGAAACGUAAAAUAACAUAAAACGUAUAAAAUAUGGGAUAGUUUUAGUAACAGUAAACAAGUUACAGACGCACCACAGUUUACCCAAGCAACGUCCUCGUCUUCUUCUAAUCUUACUUUUAUUUAAUAAAACCUAAACUUAAUCCGACUUUUUUUCAAAGAGUUCUAUCCUAUAUCUGACAUUCAGACACAUAGAUAAAACAAUUCAGUCACCAUCAUCAAAACGCAAUUGAAACGACAAGCACUCAGAACAUUGUUUCGGUAAACUGACAGCUAAUUGUUUAACAAAAUAGUGUAGUAUAUAGACAUGCAGUGUUCUCACAGAGCACGCCCACUAGAAACCAAAUGUUAUGUAGUAAUACUACAAAGGCGUGCGACACGCUCCCAGACGUCGCGAUACAAGGUUGCACUAAUUUGUCAUCAGACCGCGGCUUACUCUUUCCGCACGCCGCCAGCUAUGCUGAUCAAAACUAUGUAUUCCACGAUUUCAUACCAAAAUUGAGUUCAGGGCGACAAGGCUCUUUAUCAAUGUGAGUGACAGCUCAGGGGGGGCGCCACUAUCUAUAACCGUAAUUGACAAACAAAAUAUGACGUUAAAAAAGACGGCGGCAUUAGUUAAAAUUUUCGUCACAUUUAUAAAGCUCCUUGUCGCACUAUGAUGCGGAAUCUAGCGGGCGUGAUUUGUGAGAGUACAGUGGUGUGAUGUGGUGUCAUACGGCGGUCUCGAACAGCGCUACCUGCAGGUCAUGAGCCGCCACACCGGCCGGGCCUGCUGCCUGCCCCGGACCCGGACC
Chilo suppressalis (striped riceborer) is the source of this 12033-nucleotide messenger RNA. The record is from the annotation of a GenBank genome assembly. Lineage: Eukaryota; Metazoa; Arthropoda; Insecta; Lepidoptera; Crambidae.